AUGGAGACCGUGACACGCUCAGAAGCAGGCUCCGAGUCCGCCAAGGACAUCCCACAGAAGGAUGGGGGAGUUGUCGUCACAUCGCGAGACGACGCCUCAUCGCUGGAGCAGGCCCCUCCGGCCAGGACAGCUGGCAAGCUCGAUGUGCUGGUUCAAGGUGUCGCGUUGUUCUCGGAUGGAUACAACAUUCAGAUCAUUGGCUACAUGAACACAGUCUUGGCGAAGCUCUACCCGAAGCAGAUGACCAGCGAGGUCAAGACCAGACUAUCCAAUUCUAUUCUCAUUGGCGACAUUUUUGGCAUGCUCAUCUUCGGACUCUGCAUCGACAGGUUCGGCAGAAAAGUUGGCAUCGUACUCACCACUUUCUUCUUGGUUUUGGGUAUCGUAAUUGCGACUGCCGCACAUGGAACUUCCGUGGAAGGAAUGUUCUGGAUGAUGGUAAUCGGGCGUGGAGUUGCGGGAGUUGGUGCUGGUGGAGAGUACACUGUCUGCACAUCCCAAGCUCUCGAGUGUGCCGACAGCACUGAAGCCAUGCGGAGACGGCGUGGAAUGCUCGUCGCCGUUUCCACGAAUGCUGCCAUUAUCUCCGGUUUCGUGGGCUCUAGUAUUGUCUCCCUCAUCGUCAUCGCAGCUUACAACGGCCAAGCCAGCGACGGUAUCUGGCGUAUUUGCUUCGGGAUUGGCAUCUUCCUCCCGUUGGUAAUUUUCUUCUUCCGCAUGCGACUGGUCGACUCCCAGCAGUACAAGAAACAUGCAAUCCAGUCGAACAUUCCCUACAAGCUUGCUCUGAAGUUCUACUGGAAGCCUCUCCUCGGCUGCUGCAGCGCCUGGUUCCUCUACGAUGCUGUCGUCUAUCCCUUCAACCUCCUCGCCCCUACCCUAGUCUCAGGUUUCUCCUCCCAGCAAAACAUGAUCCAGUCCAUCGGUUGGUCGGCAUUGAUCAAUGCGUUUGCUCUUCCCGGCGCUUUUAUCGGAGCGUUGUUGAUGGACCGCAUCGGCCGCCGCCAGACAUACGCCCUAGGCUGGGCCAUCGUCUGCGUUUUCGGUUUCGCAAUCGGCGGGUCCAUGAUCCAGCUCAACAACGUCUUCCCUCUGUUCGUCACUUUGUACGGCCUCUUCCAGACUUUCUUAUCCGUAGGACCGGGUGAUUGCAAUUUUCUCGUUUCCAGCGAGUCUUUCCCGACUCCGCUCAGAGGCCACUUCCUCGGAUUUGCGGCUGCGGUAGGCAAGGCCGGUGCAGCUGUUGGGACGACGGCACUCAGCGCCGCUCUCGCCAGCUUUGAUGAUCGUCUCAAGGGCCAGCAAGCCAUUUUCUUGAUUGGAAGUGGCAUUUCUGUCAUUGGCACUCUGUGUGUCUGGUUUCUGAUUCCUAACGCUCCUAAACAUCUUGAGGAUGAGGAUGUGAGAUUCAAGAAGUAUCUCGAGGCGAAUGGAUAUGAUACCAGCAAUAUGGGGUUGAAGGCUUAG
Molecule: messenger RNA, 1467 nt
Organism: Colletotrichum chrysophilum
Lineage: Eukaryota; Fungi; Ascomycota; Sordariomycetes; Glomerellales; Glomerellaceae
Exons: 6
Coding region: 1-1467 (488 amino acids)
Biological process (GO): carboxylic acid transport; transmembrane transport
Cellular component (GO): plasma membrane
Molecular function (GO): carboxylic acid transmembrane transporter activity
Source: RefSeq, a predicted model, not a curated record